AUGGGUAUUAAGGGAAUCCGUACUGCUUUAAAGGUCGAUCUCAAUAAGCCUGCGCGUGAACAGCCUGGCUUACAUAACAGAUGGCAUCCGGAUGUUCCGGCAUAUGGAACAAUCGCCAACAAUGAAGUUGUAAAGAUCGAAUGUCUCGAUUGGACAGGAGGCCAAAUUGGAAACAACGACUCAGCCGAUGAUAUUAAGAAUGUAGACCUAACCCAAAUCCAUUACCUGUCCGGUCCAUUCGAUAUUGAAACCGCAGAGCCCGGCGAUGUGUUGCUCGUCGAGAUUCAGGACGUCCAACCAUUCGAAGACCGACCAUGGGGAUUCACCGGGGUCUUCCACAAAGAGAACGGAGGAGGUUUCCUAGACCAGCUUUAUCCUGAUGCGUAUGCUGAUAUUGCAAUUGUGAUACAAGUCAAUGCUAACGGGUACUACAGAGCUAAGGCAAUUUGGGACUUUGAAGGAAUCUUCUGCUCCUCUCGACACAUUCCACAUGUUCGUUUUGCGGGACUAAUUCACCCCGGAAUCUUGGGGUGUGCUCCAUCGGCCGAAAUUCUGGCUGAGUGGAAUCGUCGAGAGGGGGAGCUGAUUGCGAUCAACACUGUUGCUGAUCGAAUUGUCGCUCAGCCACCGAAUCCCCAGAAUGCUCAUGCUGGCAGUGCUACCAAUGACAUGAAGAGCAAGAUCGCCAACGAGGGCGCUCGAACUAUACCAGGCCGCCCCGAGCACGGAGGUAAUUGUGAUAUCAAGAACCUGUCGCGCGGAUCGAAAAUUUACCUCCCCGUCCACGUGCCCGGUGCCAAAUUUUCUGUCGGGGACCUGCACUUCUCGCAAGGCGAUGGCGAGAUCUCAUUCUGCGGAGCCAUUGAAAUGGCCGGUGUAAUCACGUUGAAGUUCACAGUCAUCAAGAACGGCAUGGCAAAACUAGACAUGAAGUCACCAAUCUUCCAUGCAGGACCCGUAGAGCCGCAGUUUGGCCCUGGGCGAUACUUGACGUUUGAGGGAUUCUCUGUCGACGAGAAUGGAAAGCAGCAUUUCUUGGAUGCAACUGUCGCCUAUAGACAGACCUGCCUCCGAGUUAUUGAGUAUCUCCGGCGCUAUGGCUACAGUGAUUAUCAAAUAUAUUUGCUGCUCAGCUGUGCGCCAGUGCAGGGGCAUAUUGCCGGUAUUGUGGAUAUUCCAAAUGCUUGUACCACGCUUUCGGUGCCAAUGGAUAUCUUUGAUUUCGAUAUUCGGCCGGAGGCGGAUGUGGUUAAAAAAGAGAUGGGAGCUUGUGCAUUCGUUACAAAGUAG
This is a messenger RNA of Penicillium digitatum Pd1, 1290 nucleotides long. The record is from RefSeq and is a predicted model, not a curated record. Lineage: Eukaryota; Fungi; Ascomycota; Eurotiomycetes; Eurotiales; Aspergillaceae.